Messenger RNA from Dioszegia hungarica, 720 nucleotides. RefSeq lists its product as uncharacterized. NCBI's taxonomy places the organism in Eukaryota, Fungi, Basidiomycota, Tremellomycetes, Tremellales, Bulleribasidiaceae. The coding region runs from base 1 to 720 and encodes 239 amino acids. The record is from RefSeq and is a predicted model, not a curated record. The transcript is spliced from 6 exons. Gene Ontology annotation, cellular component: growing cell tip; plasma membrane; cell division site.
AUGUCUUCACUGACUCAGCGGAUCCCUUAUGGCGCGCACGUCAUCAUAAUCUUCGUCCUUAGCUUCGCAGCCUUCAUCCUAGUAAUCCUGACCACCUUCUCGACCCCGUUCAUUCAGGGCAUCUCGUUUCUCGAUGUCUACACCUCGUCUGGAUUGACCAGGUUCGGCUCGUUCGGAUGGUGCAACCCAGGUUACUGCCUACCGAAUCUGGUCUCCUAUGAGUACGCUCCUCAGGUCAACGCAUCACUGACUGGGGCUAUGGUUCUCUGGCCUAUCGCGAUCAUCUUCACCUUCUUCACCCUAAUCGCCAUCAUCCCCCUCCUCUUUGUCCACAACUCGGCGGCACUGCGAUACGUCGGCAACUCCAUGUUCUUCAAAUUCUCCGCCAACCUAUCGGCCAUCAUCACACUGGUAGCGUGGGUGAUGACCAUCUAUGGGUGGAGUAUCGCCAAGCGGACGUUCGAGGCGGGCGGGGUAGGCGCGGUAUAUGGCGCAGCUACAUGGCUAGGCCUCACAGCGAUGCUCUGCAUGCUCAUCGUCGCCUUCCUCGGCUGGCCACACGAGGCAUGGGACGGCAAGACCACCCGCGCGAAUGGCGGAGCGGGCGGAAGGGGCUUACCAGGUCCAGGAGGGGACGGCUACUAUCAUUACAAGCGGACGACGAGGGAGAUUGUGCCGCAGCAUCAGGGCGGAGCGAUCACUACGACGACGAGGUACUAG